CAAAUCGUACAAUGUUUGGUAGCGGCAAAUUCUUAAAAUUUCUAAUUAUAAUACAAUUUAAUCAGAUGACUCAAGGCUGGUUCAUCGAUUAUUCAUCAUAUGAAGAUGAGUGUAAUGAAGAUUUUAUUAAAUUUAUAGAUAUACGUUUAAUCGAAAUAUCAAAUCGUAAAGUAAUAAAUGGUUCGGUAAUUUUAAAAAAGGAACUGGAUAAAUUUGAUAUAACAUUUUUAAUAACUUCCCCAAGAAGAAAUGCCAAACCAUUUACCUUGCUCAAUGUUACCUUGGAUGGUUGUGCUUAUCUAAAGAAAUCUCAACUGAAGAAUGUAAAUUUUCCUUAUAUUUUUUUAACCGAAAUUAUUGCCUCAAAUCCAAAUUUUCCGAUACAGUGUCCCGUAGAAAAGGUGAGAUAUGCGGAUAAAGAAAUUGAAAUUAGAAAUUUAUACAUGAGUUCUGAAAGAAUACCCAUCAAAUUUCCCGAAUGGCGUUUUACCUCUUCAUUUUUGUUUAGCAGAGCUCGGGUGCAGUUUUUAAAAAUGAUUGUCAAUGGUACUGUGAAGAAAGGAAAAUAA
This is a messenger RNA of Lucilia sericata (common green bottle fly), 569 nucleotides long. RefSeq lists its product as uncharacterized. The transcript is spliced from 3 exons. Lineage: Eukaryota; Metazoa; Arthropoda; Insecta; Diptera; Calliphoridae. The record is from RefSeq and is a predicted model, not a curated record. Bases 12 to 569 code for a protein of 185 amino acids.